Messenger RNA from Chiloscyllium plagiosum (whitespotted bambooshark), 1127 nucleotides. The record is from RefSeq and is a predicted model, not a curated record. NCBI's taxonomy places the organism in Eukaryota, Metazoa, Chordata, Chondrichthyes, Orectolobiformes, Hemiscylliidae.
UCCAGAGUGAUGCACAUCCUCACCGUGGUGGUCUUCCUGGUAACCUUUGCCCUGGGCGUGCUGGGGAACGGCCUGGUCCUCUGGGUGACAGCGUUCUGCAUGAAGCGGACGGUGAACACCGUGUGGUACUUCAGCCUGGCGAUGGCCGACUUCCCGUUCACCCUCCUGCUGCCACUGAGUGCUGCCUACCAGGUGCUGGGCACCCACUGGCCCUUUGGCCUGGCCAUGUGCAAGCUGACCAGCGGCCUGUCGGUGCUGACCAUGUUCGCCAGCGUCCUGACAUUGGUCGCCAUCAGCGUUGACCGCUGUGUUGCCGUGGUGUUCCCGGUCUGGUCCCAGAACCGGAGAGGGCCUGGCCUAGCCAUGUCGGCCUGCGGCCUCGUCUGGUUGCUCUCCGUCGCCCUCAGUUCUCCCACCUUCGUUUACCGCGACACAUUCCAGGAGGGCAACAGCACCAUCUGCUUCACCAACUUCCUCACUGCCAAAGAGGAGGCCUCCCUCGAGUUGCUCGAGGAUGACGAUGAGGAGGCCUGGGCAGCCAUUGAUGCCCUCACGGCCUCCCGUUUCUUCUGGCUCUCUCUUUCCCAGAUCCUGGGCGGCUUCGUCCUCCCAUUCACCGUCAUCGGAGUGAGCUACGCCAUCCUCUGCCUCCGGCUACGCCAUCACCGCCUGGCCUCCAGGCCUGGAGGGAGCAAGCCCUUCCGCAUCAUGGCCACCGUGGUGACGGCUUUCCUGGUGUGCUGGCUGCCCUACCACACCAUCCUGCUCACCGAGAUCUGCCUACCGGUCGGGGAGCCCCUACCAUUGGCCCUGGAACUGGCUACCCCCCUCGCCUCAGGCCUCGCCGCCCUCAACAGCUGCCUCAACCCCCUGCUCUACAUCUGGGCAGGCCGCCAUUUCCGGGUCAGGCUCUGUCACUCCCUGCCUCGCAUCCUGGAGCAGGCCCUCACCGAGGACACUGGCCGCUCCAGCAAGACCAGGUCCUCCCUCCUGGGCGAGGGGGCCAGCACCAUCGUCUGAGGCCGUUCAGCCUCCCUCCCCCCGCUGCACCUGCUGUCCCACCCCACCGCAAUCGUUGGCAGCGCUAGCGUCUCUAGGCUCACAUUCCUGUCCCCCACCCCCACUCU